AUGUCGCAUUACUACCCGCCUCCUCCGGGAGUCGACAGACGCUCAAACGCGUCGCGCAGCUAUCCGCCGCCACCGCCUGGCAAUGAUGGUUAUGGCGGCGGUGACAGCUAUCGACCUCCCCCUCCUCCCUCCUACAAUGCCCUUCCCCCGCCCCCGUCGGGCUACGAUUCGUACCCUCCUCCUAAUCAUCGCAGCGAUCACGGUAGUCGUUAUUCCCGCAACGAUCGCAGUGAUCGUGAUGAUCGCAAUGAUCGCUAUCAACCCUCGCGCCGCUCUGACAACCACCCACUCCCUCCGAGACCGCAAGACCCUUAUCCAACCUUUCGUGGCUCCGAUUCUUUCCGUCCACCCCAGGGUGACUUCAACUUCCGCUCGGAGAAGCCCAGAGGCGUCGCCGACACGUACACCAGCUACCGCCCCGACGAGCCCAGGUCUCGAGCAGACCCACCUCGUGGUCCCGCCAGGGGUCCUCACAACGACCGGCAAUCAUAUCGUCCAAACGGUAACCGAGGUCGUGGUGCUGGAGGCUACGCCGGAAGACGUCCUUGGAGGCCUUUCGUAGCAGCUGAACGCGCUAUCCUGCAGUCGACCGACAACAACAAGCCCAGGGAAGACUUUGCAGACACCCAGAAUGGUGUGACCUACAGGACCUUCGACCAACUAUCGGAUAGUGACGAGGCUGAUAUGGACAUUUCGGACGACGAAAACGAGUCUGCCCAACCAAGCGCUAAACGCGCCCGCACAGCAGCCAACUCGACGGCCGACGAAGCCCCUAAGUGGUCUAAUCCCGACCCUUACACUGCUCUGCCACCUGAGCAAGACCCAGACAAGAAGAAGAAGGACGUGGUCCAAUUGAUCCGCAAGGCCCGCGUCGAACCUGCCAAGAGCACGAGAACCUCGCUCCCCGCCGACGACGAAGACUUUAUCCGAUGCGAGUCUGGUAGUGAGGACGAGCAAGAUGAGGAGGAAUUCAUCGACCCCCUCACAUACAAUCGUGAGCGUUCAAGCGCUCGAGGAAUACCUGGCACAACUGCGCCGCGGCCGGCUGCCUCGUUGCCGGCUGUGUCAAUCGCCACCUCAGGACCAAGCAAGGCGGCAUCAGCGGCUCCGACUGCUAACAAGGCAAUAAAACGUGUCGAUUUCGAAAUGGAUUUGCCCAAAUCCACGGAUCUAGGUUCACGCAAGCGCACACAUGACGAUGUGUUGAAGCUGCCAGCUCAUGCACAGCUGAAAGCUGCCCCCAAGAGGCCCAGUGGAGGCUCGAUUGUUUCGGAGUGGCGGCUCAAGAAGGGCGAGAACAACUCGCCAUGGGUGACUGUUCCGGAUUCAACGGCUCAGGUCAACGUCAGGCUUCACAUGGAAAUCAGCGAUUUCUAUGACUUAGUGAGACCACGCGAAUUUGAAGACCGCCUCCGUGGAAAUCUCGUAGAUGAUCUCAAUCGCAUCCUCGAAAAGAACAGCGCUUGGCGGGGCCGUAAGCUGCAUGCUUUCGGUUCCUUCAUGUCUGGUCUUUACCUGCCUACUGGCGACAUGGAUCUUGUCUUGUGCUCCGACGCCGUGCUCUCCGGUGGUAAUACCAUGCCUGUAGGGCUUAAUCAGCUCAAGAAAUUCAGGGAUUACCUCCGUUCCAGCCGCGUUGCAGUUCACAACAACUUUGAGAUGAUCUCAAAGGCAAGAGUACCAUUGGUCAAGUAUGUCGAUAGCAACACUGGCUUGAAGGUCGACAUCUCCUUCGAGAACCCUAGUGGCGUUAUUGCUAUUCAGACGUUCAGGGCUUGGAGGGAGCAGUACCCCGUCAUGCCGAUUCUAGUGACCGUCAUCAAGCAGUUCUUGUUGAUGCGUGGCCUGAAUGAACCCGUGAACGGCGGCAUUGGCGGCUUUUCUGUCAUUUGCAUGGUCGUCAGCAUGCUCCAAAUGAUGCCUCAGGUUCAGAGUGGUGACAUGGUACCAGAGCGCAAUCUGGGCUCUUUGCUCAUGCAUUUCUUCGAUCUGUACGGCAACAGGUUCAACUACAAGAUCACCGCUCUGAGGCUCAACCCACCAGGCUAUAACCAAGUCACUACGUUCACUUACAGAAACCCUGGUCGGUUGUCCAUCAUUGAUCCCAACAACCCCGCAAACGACAUUUCAGGCGGUUCUCAAAAUUAUCCUCAGAUCAUGGCCUGCUUCGCCGAGGCACACAAGCUGUUGCAGGAGCGAAUAGAGCGGAUCGCACGAGGCGAGAAGUCCGACAGUAUUCUUGAGAUCAUUCUAGGAGGUAAUUACUCCAUGUUUCGCGAGCAGCGGAACUACUUGCGCAAAGUCCACCGCAAGGUUUUCGGCUAUUGCGACGAGUGA
Molecule: messenger RNA, 2337 nt
Organism: Diaporthe amygdali
Lineage: Eukaryota; Fungi; Ascomycota; Sordariomycetes; Diaporthales; Diaporthaceae
Product: topoisomerase TRF4
Exons: 3
Coding region: 1-2337 (778 amino acids)
Biological process (GO): RNA 3'-end processing
Cellular component (GO): TRAMP complex; nucleolus
Molecular function (GO): poly(A) RNA polymerase activity; mRNA binding
Source: RefSeq, a predicted model, not a curated record